AUGGAAUUCCGGCUUGUGCUUACCUUGGCUCUUUUGCUUCUCGGGCUUGUCGAUGCCCAUACUGUGAUUGUCUACCCUGGCUAUCGAGGGAAUAACCUCAUAACAAACGGAACUAUCGAGGAGGCAAAUGGUCUCGGUGCCGCGUCGCAGAAUGGCUCUAUGAUCUACCCAUACGGCAUGGAAUGGAUCUAUCCAUGCGGCGGAAUGCCCACCUCUACCAACCGCACAAAAUGGCCCAUCCGCGGAGGUGCUAUCUCCCUCCAACCGGGCUGGUUCCCCGGCCACUCCUCGGGCUUUAUGUACAUGAACAUGGGCUUCGGUACUGUCCCAGCCAACAUGAGCAACGCCAUGAUCAAGCCGUUUGCCUUCGAGGGACCUAGUAACCUGCCGUACCCGGGGACGAUUUGUUUGCCGCAGGUGCCGCUGCCGGCGGGACAUACGGUGAAUGUUGGCGAUAAUGCGACGAUUCAGGUGGUGUUGGCGGCGCAGCAUGGGGCUGCUUUGUAUAAUUGUGUCGAUAUUACAUUCGCAGAGCCGGAAGAUGUCGCGGAGGUGACGCGGGAUAAUUGCUUUAACUCGAGCGAUAUCACGUUCCAGGAUAUCUAUAGGACGGCGCCGUUGAAUAAUGUGUCUGGGUCUGGGGCCGGGCAGGUUGUAAGGGCGCGAUGGGUGGAAUUGGUGCCGUUGGUGGUGGCGGUGGUGGUUGGGUUGUGGUGA
Molecule: messenger RNA, 717 nt
Organism: Aspergillus chevalieri
Lineage: Eukaryota; Fungi; Ascomycota; Eurotiomycetes; Eurotiales; Aspergillaceae
Product: copper acquisition factor BIM1-like domain-containing protein
Exons: 3
Coding region: 1-717 (238 amino acids)
Source: RefSeq, a predicted model, not a curated record